UGGCUCAGAAGCUCGCGGACCUCGCUGGCCAACGGUCCUGUUUCUAAUAGAGGCGGGAAUUGGCAACGUUAUCGAUUCAAAUUCUGAGCCAAGAUCCAGACGAGAAUAUCUUUUCGAGCAGUCGUCUGCCCGUCCAGGUGAAUGCCAUCGGACAACGUGCGUCGCAUUUUAAAAAGAACGUAUCGAGACGCGUAUCGGAGUGUGAUUAUAUACUAUAUUAUAUCAAUUUAUAUAUGGUCUGCAAUUCACCGCUUCGAGUUGAAACAAAACAGCAAACAACAACAAAAUAGCGCAAAAUAAUAAAUAAAAAUAUUUUGCGGUCGAAAAUGUUUACAUUCUUGAGAAUUUUAUUACUUUGUGUGCAUUUGUUGCAUUUUAAAACGACAUUAGCCGAGGAUGUGCCAUCGAUAAGACCAUCCACAACGACCCUAUCUGAUCAAGCUGAACAAACAAAGGCUCUCGAGACCUUGGCCGUGGUCAAUGCUACAGUCGAUCAAGAUUUUGCGACUAUUGCAGAUGCUUCCGAAAUACCUGACUACACACGAAAGCAGAGACAAUUCUUCUUCGAUCCCAGUCUCUUCAUUCUGCAAGCUGGACUGACUGGCGGCGGCGCCUGGGAAGGUUCCAGAUGUCUAACUACCAAAGGUCAGCCUGGGGUAUGUGUUCGCAUUGCCAGCUGCCAGCGCUAUUAUCGGGUCGUGAGGCAGUUGUCAUUCAUAGCGGUGCGUCAAUGGCAGCCCCAGAGCUCGUUGGGAUUGGGAACGGAUGUGUGUAACUUUUAUGAUCAACUGGGACGUAUUAACAAUGGUAUCUGCUGCACGGACGUGGAUGCAAACACCUUUGGCGUUUUUCCAAUACCUACAACAACUACGCCCCCAACUAGCCCAACAACGACUACCGAGAAACCUACGCCAUCUGCUGAUGAGAUUGACAGAGUGGAAGAGGCUGAAGGAGAAUAUGAACCAGAGCAACCAGUUGAAAGCGCAGAUCCUGUAGAUAUCGAUGCAGAUCCAAUCGAUAACAUCAAUAGCGUUGAAGACACACCCGACUUCCAGGAUAUGAACAACAUUGAUGGCAGUGCCCCCGAGUCUCAGCCACAUCCGCAACCGCCUGCUGCCUUGCCAUCGGUAACACCGCCCACAACUGCGAUUUAUCCCUAUCAAUGGCCAUUUGGCACCUUUGCAGGUGGCGUGCCACAAUGGCCCCCACCGUUGCCUACCCAUCCCCCCACAAUUGGAGGCUGGCCGCCACCAAUUCCAACGCAUCCACCAAGUCAUCAGUACCCUACGCAUCCAACCUCAAGACCGAAUCCCUCCACUCCCAGCACAGUGCUGACCACCCGACGACCCACAUCCCGUCCAUCCAGCAAACCUACUACCACCACUAGGCGACCCAGCUAUCCGGUAGGGAGCACAACGACAACGCGCCGACCAACAACUGGCGGAGUGAGUGCAGAAGGUUUGCCUUUGCAGUGUGGCAACAAGAAUCCUGUGUCGCCGGAUCAGGAGCGUAUUGUGGGCGGUAUUAAUGCCAGUCCUCAUGAGUUCCCCUGGAUUGCGGUCCUAUUCAAGUCCGGCAAGCAGUUUUGUGGUGGCAGCCUGAUCACAAACAGCCACAUUCUCACGGCUGCACAUUGCGUGGCCCGAAUGACCUCUUGGGAUGUGGCCGCCUUAACUGCACACUUGGGUGACUACAACAUUCGCACGGACUUUGAAGUGCAACACGUUUCUCGUCGCAUCAAGCGACUUGUGCGCCACAAGGGAUUUGAAUUCAGCACGUUGCACAACGACAUUGCCAUUUUGACGCUGAGUGAACCAGUGCCUUUCACCUCUGAGAUUCAACCAAUUUGCCUGCCCACUUCGUCCGCUCAGCAGGCGCGCUCCUACAGCGGCCAGGUCGCCACGGUCGCCGGUUGGGGAAGUCUGCGUGAGAAUGGGCCACAGCCAUCGAUUUUGCAGAAAGUGGACAUUCCAAUCUGGGCCAAUUCUGAGUGCGCUCAGAAAUAUGGCCGUGCAGCGCCUGGUGGCAUCAUCGAGUCCAUGAUCUGUGCCGGUCAGGCUGCCAAGGAUUCAUGCAGCGGUGACUCUGGCGGUCCAAUGAUUGUCAACGAAGGUAGUCGCUAUACGCAAGUGGGCAUCGUCUCGUGGGGCAUUGGAUGUGGCAAGGGACAGUAUCCGGGUGUCUAUACACGUGUCACUUCGCUUCUGCCUUGGAUCUACAAGAACAUCAAAUGAAAACUCUAGUAUUGUGUUUAGUUUAAGUGGUGAUAUAUUGAGACAUGUGAAAUAAACUGUAUAACCUGCA
Drosophila sulfurigaster albostrigata is the source of this 2304-nucleotide messenger RNA. Its product is annotated as serine proteinase stubble. Lineage: Eukaryota; Metazoa; Arthropoda; Insecta; Diptera; Drosophilidae. The coding region runs from base 327 to 2234 and encodes 635 amino acids. Gene Ontology annotation, molecular function: serine-type endopeptidase activity. The record is from RefSeq and is a predicted model, not a curated record. Gene Ontology annotation, biological process: proteolysis. The transcript has 5 exons.